Molecule: messenger RNA, 1188 nt
Organism: Sardina pilchardus (European sardine)
Lineage: Eukaryota; Metazoa; Chordata; Actinopteri; Clupeiformes; Clupeidae
Product: putative gonadotropin-releasing hormone II receptor
Exons: 3
Coding region: 1-1188 (395 amino acids)
Biological process (GO): G protein-coupled receptor signaling pathway; cellular response to hormone stimulus
Cellular component (GO): plasma membrane
Molecular function (GO): protein-hormone receptor activity; peptide binding; G protein-coupled receptor activity
Source: RefSeq, a predicted model, not a curated record
AUGCCUAUGCCUUUGUUGCACCAGACGUAUGACUCGGAGUGGAACAUGAGCUGCGAUUUCCCCUCACACACCUGUAACCGCAGCCUGGGCACACAGCUCACUUUGCCCACCUUCAGCACCGCGGCAAAAGUUCGUGUCACCAUCACCUUCAUCCUGUGCGCCGUCUCUGGAAUCUGCAACCUCGCGGUGCUCUGCAGUGCCUACGGCGGCCGUCGCAAGUCGCACGUGCGCCUGCUAAUGUUGAACCUGAGCGUGGCAGACCUGCUGGUGACGUUCAUCGUCAUGCCGCUGGAUGCUGCGUGGAAUUUGACGGUGCAGUGGCUGGCCGGAGACUUUGCGUGUCGACUGUUGAUGUUUCUCAAGCUGAUGGCUAUGUACUCCUGCGCGUUUGUCACCGUGGUGAUAAGUCUGGACAGACAGUCUGCCAUACUGAAUCCAUUAGCCAUCAACAAAGCCAGGAGGAGAAACACAAUCCAGCUGACGGUGGCAUGGACAUUAAGUGUUGUUCUAUCGCUGCCUCAGGCGUUCAUCUUUCAUCAGGUGACCAUCACAUCCCCGGCACACUUUACGCAGUGCUUGACGCUCGGCACCUUCCAGCAGCGAUGGCAGGAGACGCUUUACAACAUGUUCACGUUCUGCUUCCUCUUCCUGCUGCCGCUGCUCAUCAUGGUCAGCUGCUACACGCGCAUCUUGCUGGAGAUCUCCCGCGGCAUGCUGGGAAACAGCUCAUCAGCCAAUGAGAUCCGCUUGCGUCGCUCCAACAACAACAUCAUCCCCAAGGCUCGCAUGCGCACGCUGAAGAUGAGCAUCGUCAUCGUCGGCUCCUUCAUCGUGUGCUGGACGCCCUACUACCUGCUGGGCCUGUGGUACUGGUUCAGCCCGGAGGGCCUGGUGAAGACCAUGCCCGACUCGCUGACCCACCUCCUGUUCCUGUUCGGCCUGCUCAACGCCUGCCUGGACCCGCUCACCUACGGCCUCUUCUCGCUGCCGCUGCGCAGGCGCAGGCCAGCCGUCACCGUGGAGAUGGAGAGCACCACCCACGUCACCACGCUCAGCUGCAGGCGGCUGCCGGGGACGGGUGGCGGAGAGGGACAGACAGAGCGAGACGCGAGCCCAACGCAGGGGCAAAGGGAGGAAGGAGAGAGAGGAGAGCAGAGACUGCUGACCAACUCUGAUGAAUUGUUGUGA